CGAACAUCCGGGCACUGGAGCCUCGUUUUGCCGUGGUGACGUCAUACCUAUUUAAAGCGCUCACGCUCUUUUGUCUGCGCUCAUUUGGUUUGCAGAGCGGUGUGAGGGAGACUAACUCGUCGGUUGGAAAAUGUUUGAGGCGGAUCGCCCCGGUAAACUCUUCAUCGGUGGUUUGAACACCGAGACCACGGAGAAGGCAUUGGAAGGCAUAUUUGGGAAAUAUGGGCGCAUUGUUGAAGUUCUUCUGAUGAAAGAUCGGGAAACAAACAAGUCCAGAGGUUUUGCAUUUGUCACAUUUGAGAGCCCUGCAGAUGCCAAGGAUGCAGCAAGGGAAUUGAACGGAAAGGCUUUGGAUGGAAAGCCAAUCAAAGUUGAACAAGCCAUUAAGCCUUCUUUUGGAGCAGACAGUAGGAGAGGACCACCUCCACCUAAACGAGGACCACCCAGAGGUCUUAGAGGAUCAAGAGGAGGUGGUUCAUCGAGGGGACAGAUGUCACUAAAAAGAGGGCCACCACCCAGAAGUGGAGGUCCACCUCCAAAGAGGUCUGCACCAUCUGGCCCUGUUCGCAGCAGUGGCAUGGGUGGAAGAGCUCCCCUAUCACGUGAAAGGGAUGGAUAUGGAGGACCCCCUCGCAGAGAACCUAUGCCAUCUCGAAGAGAUGUGUACUUGUCGCCAAGAGAUGAUGGCUAUGGUGGAAAAGACAGAUACGACAGUUACUCUGGCAGGGAUUAUGGCAGUUCCAGGGACUCCAGAGAUUAUGCACCACCUCCAAGAGAUUAUGCCUACCGGGACUAUGGCCACUCAAGUUCUCGUGAUGACUAUGGCUCCAGAGGCUAUGGUGAUCGUGAUGGAUAUGGGAGCCGUGAUAGAGACUAUUCGGAUCAUCCUAGUGGUGGUUCAUACAGGGACUCGUAUGAGCCUUACGGUAACUCACGUAGUGCCCCACCUGCAAGAGGGCCCCCUCCAUCAUAUGGUGGAAGCAGUCGCUAUGAUGAUUACAGCAGCAGCCGGGAUGGAUAUGGAGGCAGAGACAGUUACUCAAGCAGCAGAAAUGAUAUCUACUCAAGUGGACGUGACAGAGUUGGCAGACAGGAUCGUGGCAUGCCACCGUCAAUUGAUAGAGGCUAUCCACCUCCACGUGAUUCAUACAGCAGCUCAAGUCGGGGUGUGCCCCGUGGUGGUGGCAGAGGCGGAAGCAGAUCUGAUAGAGGAGGUGGCAGAAGCAGAUACUAAAGUGCAAGACCUAAAACAUGGACCAAAGACAUUUUCAUAAACGACAGUGGCAUGUGCUCUGCCUUUACCACCAGCGGACUUCUUAAAGGAGUUCGCUUUUGUUUUUAAUUUAUCUUUACUUUUUUUACCUGUAAGUUUUUUUUUUUUCUCCUCCCAUGAAUCUAGUGUUCAUUUCAGAACGUUGAAAUGCUUAAACUUCACAUUUUGUUAACCUUUCUCUGAAAUGUACAAUGUGUAGUGUAAGUUGUGUAUUAGUGUUGUAACCUUUUCAAAAAGUAAAGUUUCAGUGAAACGCCA
Molecule: messenger RNA, 1531 nt
Organism: Bufo bufo (common toad)
Lineage: Eukaryota; Metazoa; Chordata; Amphibia; Anura; Bufonidae
Gene: RBMX
Product: RNA binding motif protein X-linked
Exons: 9
Coding region: 131-1234 (367 amino acids)
Biological process (GO): positive regulation of mRNA splicing, via spliceosome
Cellular component (GO): spliceosomal complex
Molecular function (GO): RNA binding
Source: RefSeq, a predicted model, not a curated record